Strongylus vulgaris is the source of this 294-nucleotide messenger RNA. NCBI's taxonomy places the organism in Eukaryota, Metazoa, Nematoda, Chromadorea, Rhabditida, Strongylidae. The record is from the annotation of a GenBank genome assembly.
AUGGUUCAGACCGUUAGAUCAUGGUGGGACGUUUUUCGUAGUUCUCCCAGCAAUGAGAUGGUUACCCUAUUUCGCUCUGAACAUCUCAAUGCCAAAAUCACCACCUUCACGCAAAUGGCAUGGGCUACGACAAGAAGUCUGGGAUGCUCGAUUGUGAAGUGCUCAUCAAAUUACGUUGUAGUUUGUCGAUACUCGCCAAGGGGGAACAUCCUCAGUGCGGCUAUUUACGAGCCUGGACCAACCUGCUGGAGUUGUUCUGCUGGAUGCGAAGCGAAUUUAGGACUUUGCCAAUGA